AUGACUUGUUUCAAGUUUAAUUUGUGUCGCUCAGUAGACUGGAUAAAGGAAGAAACUAUAUGUCGGCUUAACACAAAAUUUGGAAACAAGAAUGACAGCAGUCUAAUGACUAAAGGCCCGACCUUUCAUUUCGAACGGGAAAAUUUCCCAACGCACUUGACAGGCAUUUGUUUGAAUCAUGCCUGUGCUGAGGAAGAAAUCUGCAUUGCUGGUCGAUGUGUUUCUGUUUUAGAAGAAAAAAUAGAAAAAAAGUAUAAAGACUGUUCAGAUAUUGUGAAAAGAGACCAAAGCAAGAGAGGACAAAAUGGGGUGUACGUUAUUUACGCUGACACCCGGAGAGAGGUCUACUGUGACAUGACGACAGAUGGAGGAGGGUGGACGGUCAUUCAGAAACGUCAAGAUGGUGACGUCAAUUUCUACAGGACAUGGAUUGCCUAUAAACAUGGAUUUGGGAAUGCCUCUAAGAACUAUUGGAUAGGAAAUGACGUUAUCCACACCUUAACAAGGGAUAAAAACCAAGAACUUCGUGUAGAUGUCCAAAGUUAUGACGGAGAACAGGCGUACGCUGUGUAUACCACAUUUUACAUCGGAGACGAAAACAAUAAAUAUACUCUGACAGUAUCUGGAUACAGCGGAACAGCGGGUGACGACUUAAAGUAUCACAACAGUAUGUACUUCACCACUCAGGAUCAAGACAACGACAAGAAGAUUGAUGGUAACUGUGCCAUAGCACGACAUGGAGCCUGGUGGUAUAGGAACUGUGAUCUCUCCAACCUUAACGGGCAGUACGCCCAGUCUGCCCUGAUUGGUCAACACUACGCAAAAUGGUGGCACUUGAAACGUGAAAAUGAAGCUUUAAAACAAACUCGGAUGAUGAUCAGGAACAGAGACUACAGUUAA
Molecule: messenger RNA, 900 nt
Organism: Saccostrea cuccullata (small rock oyster)
Lineage: Eukaryota; Metazoa; Mollusca; Bivalvia; Ostreida; Ostreidae
Product: fibrinogen-like protein A
Exons: 6
Coding region: 1-900 (299 amino acids)
Source: RefSeq, a predicted model, not a curated record